Molecule: messenger RNA, 339 nt
Organism: Oldenlandia corymbosa var. corymbosa
Lineage: Eukaryota; Viridiplantae; Streptophyta; Magnoliopsida; Gentianales; Rubiaceae
Source: the annotation of a GenBank genome assembly
AUGUUCUUCUUCUUCGUCGGAGGCGUGAACCAGCAAGUGAAGGAGGUGUUGAAGCGCGGUGCCGGAAGGUGUAUUGCCUGCGGAUCAGCGGCCGACCUCGUGGAAUACGAGAAGGUUCUGAAGAUCUUUUUCCUGCCCGUGAAGACCUGGCCUGGGAAACAACCGGUGCUUCACUGCGACAAUUGCAACCUCUUCUUCCCCCAAUCCUUCGCUCCUCCGCCGCCGCCGGCGGACGAAAGGCGGUUGCGCUCGAUUACUGACGUUUUGACCUGUCCUCACUGUUCUCGGGAGGUAGAUCCGGAGUUCCGGUUCUGCCCCUUCUGUGGCUCCGCUCUCUGA